AUGCGAGUGCCGGUCAUCCAUAACAAGACGGUGUACACACACCUCAACACCACGACCUGGACUCUCGACAAAUUCAAGACCGACGCUCACGAGGCCUUCUACUACAUUGAGAGCAUAUGCAACGCCUGGUUCUCAUUCGAGAUCGCCAUGAGAUUUGUGGUCAGUCCCAGUAAAUUAGAUUUCGUUCGCGAUAUGAUUAACGUAAUCGACUUCAUCGCAACCAUGUCUUUCUACUCGGAUAUGAUUCUGCAGAGAUUGGCCGCUGAUAUAGAAAACGCUGAUAUUCUCGACUUCUUCAGCAUUAUUCGUAUAUUAAGGCUCUUUAAGCUGACCCGACAUUCCCGGGGUCUUAAGAUAUUAGUUCACACAUUCAAAGCCAGUGCUAAGGAAUUGUUUUUAUUGGUCUUCUUUCUGGUGUUGGGAAUCGUUAUAUUCGCGAGUCUUGUCUAUUAUGCCGAACGUCUUCAGGCGAACCCCAGGAAUGACUUUAAAAGUAUUCCCGAAGGCUUGUGGUGGGCCAUCGUCACCAUGACUACUGUCGGAUAUGGAGAUAUGGUGCCCCGCACUUACGCCGGAAUGCUUGUGGGCGCCCUGUGCGCACUGGCCGGUGUGCUCACCAUCGCCCUCCCGGUGCCCGUCAUUGUGUCCAACUUUACAAUGUUUUACUCACACACUCAGGCGCGUGAAAAGCUGCCCCGACAGAGACGGAGGGUGUGUAAUGUGCCCCAAGAUAACGACCCCAUGAAUGACAAUAAUAAGGCCAAUACUCCAGUACAACAGUCGGGCGCUAAUCGGCGUAUGAAUGCCGUGAAAAUUUCUUACGAUAUAUCUCCCAAAUCAGGAUCUAUAAAUGAGAAGAGCUAUCGAAUCAAUGCCGUCCCAAAUGUUCAAUGCAUUCACAGCACAACCACUACAGCGCCGGCAGUUAGCACACAGAGUGUGACUAAUCCAUGCGAUAAAUCGCCGGUAAUGGCCGCAAACGCCGGCACCACUGCUACUCCCAGCGCAUCCAUAAUCACCACAAACGAGCCUGGUGCGCCCAUAGCCACGACCAACACGGAGGUGACAGUGGAUGCCAAGACGGGCGCUCAUCCUCAGGUGCACACCAUUGCCGCCACGAGAGAGACACAUCUCAGAGCAAGCCUUCAUCGGGACGUAAGUCUUCGCGAACCAGUGCUAACUCGAGCUCUGGAACAGCCUAUUGUUGACAACUGUUCCCAAGUAGUCGUUAUAUCGUCUGAACAUUUGAAGACAAAGUGAUUUCAUAUUUCUAUAUAAAAAGACAAAUAUUUUCAUCUGUUUCUCAAAACUCGGACAUAACUCUCAUUGAAAGCUAUAGUGAAUAAAGUAAUAGAUUUUUAUGAUUAUAGUCUAAAUCAAUGCUCAAAGUGUUAUACACACAGUGAAUGUCUGUAUGUCUGGCUGUGUCUGUACUGUUCAUGUGGAUGUCCUUUAUUGUCAUCAAAAGGUCAUACCAUACCAUACAUCACACACUCAUCAUUUGACAUCAUCUGUGACUUUAUUAUUAUACUUAUCUCUCAUCUCUUUCUAUACAUUUCAUCGAUCAAUACAAGAAGUGCUUAAACGAUAACUCUGUGGAAAGCCGUCUAACAGUUGAUUGCAUAUAAAACACUCAACACUUUAAUAAUACUAUAAAAAGCAAAUCAGAAU
Oppiella nova is the source of this 1671-nucleotide messenger RNA. Lineage: Eukaryota; Metazoa; Arthropoda; Arachnida; Sarcoptiformes; Oppiidae. The record is from the annotation of a GenBank genome assembly.